Messenger RNA from Pseudoliparis swirei, 4989 nucleotides. It is a transcript of the gene lrch4, whose product is annotated as leucine-rich repeats and calponin homology (CH) domain containing 4. Gene Ontology annotation, molecular function: protein binding. The record is from RefSeq and is a predicted model, not a curated record. NCBI's taxonomy places the organism in Eukaryota, Metazoa, Chordata, Actinopteri, Perciformes, Liparidae. The transcript is spliced from 18 exons. Bases 163 to 2370 code for a protein of 735 amino acids.
UUGUGCGAGCGACACCAUCACAACGGCGACGGACUUCUCUCGGAUUUAUACUUUUGUACUUUUGAACAGAAGUUUGACGAGAGGCGCGCGCAGGUGCGGAGGUCACACCACUCUGCGGGGCAUGAGAGCGGAGCGGACGCCCUCAACAAAGUAAAAGAGGGGAUGGCUGCUGGGGAUGGAGCCCAGCUGCCUGCCACCGUCGCGGUCAGCCGGAGCGUGGACAAGGCGCUCGAGGAGGCUGCCGCGAGCGGGGCUCUCAACUUGUCCAACCGAAAGCUGAAGGAGUUCCCCCGCAGCGCCAAGAACUACGACUUGUCCGACAUUACACACGCAGAUCUGUCUAAGAACUGCCUGUGUGAGCUGCCGGAGGAGCUGUGUCAGUUCAUCUCCGUGGAGACGCUGAGCCUCUACCACAAUGGGAUGCGUUCGCUGUCGUCCGGCCUGGGCAACCUGCAGGCCCUCACCUACCUCAACCUCAGCCGUAACCUCCUGUCCACUCUACCCUCGUCCGUGUUCCAGCUCCCCCUCCUGCGAGUGCUCAUCGUCAGCAACAACAAGCUGUGCUCACUGCCCACCUCCAUACACGCCCUCACACACCUCCGGCAGCUGGAUGUGAGCUGUAACGAGCUGCAGGGGUUGCCAUCAGAACUGGGCCAGCUGGAGUGUUUGAGGGACUUGAACCUGAGGAGGAACCAGCUCACCACUUUGCCUGAAGAGAUAUCGGAGCUUCCCCUCGUCCGGCUCGACGUGUCCUGCAACCGCAUUUCCCACGUGCCCUUGUGCUACCGCCACCUGCGCCACCUGCAGAGCAUCCUGCUGGACAACAACCCGCUGCAGAUGCCGCCGGCGCAGAUCUGCUCCAAGGGCAAAUACCACAUCUUCAAGUUCCUCAACAUGGAGGCGUGCAAGAGGAGCCAGGAGGAGCUGGCGACGCACCUGAGGCCCACUGGGUUCAACAGCUGUCUUUCAGACCAGGAGCUGUUCACAGGUCAGUUUGGAGGUCUGGAUUCUGGCUUCAACAGUGUGGACAGUGGCAGCAAGCGCUGGUCUGGGAACGAGGUAAAGCUCCUGGACACUGACCACAUCAUUCACGAUCACACGUCAGCAGACGACUUCUCAGAGCGCUCCCUCCGCAUGGCCGAGGUCAACAGAGACCAGAGGAACCUGGAGGAGGAAGAGGAGGAGGAGGAGGAGAAUAAUAGAUCUCCUGUGGAAGCUAACAAAGUGAAUAAUGGAGACGCUCCGCAUGUGGCCUUCAUGCACAGCACUGUGACCGAGGAAGAAGAGAAGGAGGUCCGGAUGGCGCCAGCUCCUCUCCUGGAGCAGAAGGAGAGCUCUUCAUCGUCCCGAAGCCAGGACUCCACAAUACGCAGGACCAGCCUCCACGUGGAGGUGGUUCCCCCAUCAUCAUCUUCAUCAGCGGCCUCCUCCUCCUGUGCUCCUCUGUCCCCCCCCAGCCCCUCCAGCCCCACCCUGGAGGAGCGCCGGAGGCCGGGCACCCUCCUCAUCUGGCAGGAGAGGGAGCGUCUGCAGCAGCAGAGAGAGAAGGCCAGCAGUUUGCUGAAGUCGACCUCCAAAGCAGGAAGUCUUGUGGCCGCCGCCCCACAGACAGAAAGUAGCUCAGCUGGUGCGUCUGCAGAGAGCAGCGGCGCCCCCUCAGGCCUCCGGCAGCGGUGUGCAAGUGCUGAUCAGACGAGCUCAGGGUCCCACUGUACCCUCCUACAACGCUCCAACAGCAGGACAGAUGUUCCCUCCUCCCCGAAGAUGUCCCCUCCCCCUGGUCAGACCCAGAGACCCAACAGCUUCCUGUUCCGCACCUCGUCCCGCGGCCACGUCAAACCCACAGGGUCGGUCCUCCCUCUCGAGUCCCGUACGAUGCAGCGGCCUCCGAGAGAAGAGCGCGCCGACGUCUCUCAGCUACGCAAAACUCUGGAGCAGCGGCUGAAGAUCUCUCUGCCGGAGGACCUGGGCGACGCCCUGUCCAACGGCACCGCGCUCUGCCAGCUGGCCAAUCACGUGCGACCUCGCUCCGUGUCAAUCAUCCACAUUCCCUCCCCAGCAGUGCCCAAACUGAGCUCAGCGAAGUGCCGACUCAACGUGGAGAACUUCAUCUCUGCUUGCCGCCGGCUGGGAGUCUCUGAGGCGGACGUGUGUGCGUGCUCUGAUGUGCUUCUCUGUAAGCUGCCCGCCGUGCUGCGUUGCGUGGAGGCGCUGCCGGCGGCGGCGGAGGACCGAUCCUCCUCCUCCUCCCCCCGCCACGCCUCGCCUUCGUGGUCGUCCUCGUCCUCGCCGCUGUCCACCGGCUUCCUGCUCUUCUACUGCGCCGCCAUGGCGCUGCUCUACGGCCUCUACUGCUACCUGCUGCUCUAGAGGAGCAGCGCGGCGCCGUCGGACUCGCCGGACGAUGAACUGCUCUACUUCUGACCUCACACAGCUGUGGGCUCAGACGAUGCUCUGCAGUGUGUGUGUGUGUGUGUGUGUUUUCAGUGGCCUUUGAGCCGAGCAGAGUGUGUGUUGACGCUCCACCGCUGCACUGGUUGGAUGUCUGAGCCGCGUAGAGCCUGCAGCACCUUUUAGAAACCGAAUACACUACAGCACAGAGGAAGAGGAAGAGGAAGCACUACACUGAUCACGACAUGAGCGUAGCCCGGUUCAGAGGCGGGAGCUUUAACUGUCUGAGGCAGCUCUGCUCUCAUUGGUUGAGACUAAAUGGGCGGAGCUAAGGACCCUAAUCCAAAUUGACCAAUGUGCAUUCCCCUAACAUCCACUUUGAGAUGCGACCCCUUGAUGGUGUAUUAUGUAUUGUACACUGGACAAAUGACAAAUACUCCUAUCUAAAACGCCAACAUGCAGACUACGGUCCAGUUUCAUUCUCAAAGAUUAGUUUAUUCGCCGUUUAUGAUGACGCUGAGAUGGGAGAACAGUGUCAAUCAAUGGAAGCUGCUCAGUCAAAGCUGAUUGGAUGAGAAGAGCAGAACCAUUCCUAGACGUCUUCGCUGACCAGCUUCCCGAACACGAGUACACAGAUAUGCUUUUUAGUGGAUAGACGAUCCCAAAAAAAUCCCCAAAGUUCUAACUCCAUAUCUGAGAGAACUUUGAGACCAUAUUGAUUCUUUAGCUCCCCACGUUUUAACUUGAGAUGUUCAGCUCGACCUGAGAGACGUAAACCGCCCGGACGCAACUGUGAAUGUCGUUUUUAGCCUUGAGACGACAGUGAGACAUGUGACACGGUGCCUCUCACUGAUUGGCUGCUCCUAUUUUUAUACGUCUGCUAUGCUAACUGUGAGAAGCGAGGGGGGGGGGUGACCUGACCUGACCUCCCUCCCACACUUCAUGUGUCCAAACGGUACAGCGCCCCCAGGAGGCGCGUGGUGUGAAGUCUGGUUCAACCAGCUGACUUCAUGUUUGUAUAAAUGUAAACAGGCUAUUAAAUUAUUCCUUUUUUUAUUUAUUAAAUCUGUUCUAUUUUGUUCUCCGAGGUGACGCGGCAGAGGCUUUGUGUGCUUUAAGUCACGCACACACAGGCAAAUAGGAUCAACGUUCAAUUAUUCCGAGUUCCAAUCAGAUUGCUUGUGUAGACGUGUUAGACGAUGCUCUGCUGCUCCCCGCGUGGUUAUGACGCUUAUGGCACGGCGUGGGAUAUGAGAGCUUUCUGGAUUCACACUGCAAAGCCCUUCAUUCAGAUCGUUACUGUUUUUACUUUCAUUUGGGCCUCAAACCAGAUUCAAACCAGAAUGGGACAUAAGAGCUUUCUAUUAAAACUGAUCUCGUAAUUAUUAUUCAUAUCGGUUACAAAAUGUUGGAGGUAAAUUAAAUCAAGAAAUAACCUACAGUUAAAAUUGUGGUGGUCCUUUCCCAUUAUUUCUCUUCAAAUGUGAAACCAAAAGUUUUCAACAUAAAAUAAAUUACGAAAUCACAUGAAGAAAUUGUGUUAAAUGUACAAGUCAUAACUGAAAUGUUCUGACUUUCAUUUCAUGCCCUCUUAGCCCGUUAGCUCACACUAGCUAUAGCACCCACAAUGCACCUGUGUUUCUGAAGCAACAGACUAGCUUCAGUUGCUAAUAAACAAACUAGCUUCAGUUGCUAAUGAACAAACGCAGAGCUGCUUGUGUUUGGUGUGACAGCUAAUCUGUGGCUAACGAGCUGGUCGCCCAGAGAGAAAGUGAAUUAGCUACUUAGCUUAUGCGCUUCAUUUUGAAGGCCAGUAAUAAACCAACAAAGAAGUGAGCCGACAUAUUGUGCUGCAAGUGUGUACUGUGUUUAUUUACAGUCGUACAUUUACUCUCAUUUAGUGAUUAAAAAUGACUAGCAUCCUGGUUGCUCUAGUUAACAGAGGCUAGCCAAAGCUAAUUGUUUACCAAUGGAAGCUAACCGUUGAGCCUGCUUUAGAGGAAAAAUAAAAGCAUCUCUUGAAAGAAAUGCCACAAUUUAAAAAACUGACAUUUAAAUUGUUUAUAUUGUAGUUAAAACUCAAAUAAAACUUCAUAUGAAAAUGACUUUUCAUAUCAAGUUUAGUUUGAAAAUGUUCACAAAUAAUUGGUAUGUGUAUAUAUAUAUUUUACACAAUAUAUUCAUGGGUACUUAUUUCAUGUAUUUUUGUUUCUAUAAUAACAUGUUGGGGCCCACACGUCAAUGUGUUGAGCAUCUAGUUUAAUAAGGUGAAGCACGCUGGUCCAGGUCUCUGCUGCAGUCUGAAGGUCCACUGAAGUCUCCUGUCGCAUGUCACGCUCUUUACUAGCCUGCUGUUUCAAUUCAAAAUGUAUAUUUUAUAAAUGAAGCUGGAUUAAGCAACAACCAGUAAUUCAUUCACUGGUUUAGACAAAGCUCUAUUCUUUAAUAUGUUAGCGGAACAGAAAUACAGUUGUAUUUUAUAUUUAUAUGACACCCUUGUAUUAUUGAGAAUCUUUUUGGAGUUUAUAUAAAUCUAUAUGUAAAGUUUUGUUCCCAUCCCGCUGUAAAGACAUGAUUAAAAAAACAACUUUGACCGUG